Chara braunii is the source of this 1649-nucleotide messenger RNA. The record is from the annotation of a GenBank genome assembly. NCBI's taxonomy places the organism in Eukaryota, Viridiplantae, Streptophyta, Charophyceae, Charales, Characeae.
AGGAGGAUGCCAGCAAGGAACAAGACAGCGAGCAGAUUGCUACCCCAUUGCAUACGGUUGAGAGCUUGUGUAUGCGAUGCGAAGCAAACGGCACCACACAAGUGCUUAUGACAAAGAUUCCUCACUUCAGAGAGGUCGUUCUGAUGGCCUUUGAAUGCCCCCACUGCGGCGAGAGGAAUAACGAGAUCCAGUUUGCAGGCCAGCUCCAGCCACAUGGGUGCCAGUACAAGCUUGCCAUUUCCCCGGGCGCUUCGUUUGAAGAGGACAUGAAUAGGCAAGUGGUGAAGUCUGACUCUGCAGCCAUUUACAUCCCUGAGUUGGAGUUCGAAGUACCGCCAGCGUCGCAGAAAGGCAGCCUGUCGACGGUUGAAGGAAUUCUCAGGAGGGCAGGCGAUGGACUCCGUGAGUCGCAGGAUGAGCGGCAGAAAAUCGACCCUGCGGUUGCCGACGCAAUCGAUGCAUUCUUAGGAAAGUUAGAUGCUUGUGUACAAGGCAAGUCUGCGUUCACAGUGAUCCUUGAUGACCCUGCUGGAAAUAGCUUUAUUGAAAAUCCUGGAGCGCCAGCGAAAGAUCCCUCGAUGUCGGUUACGCACUACGAGCGCUCGAAAGAGCAGACUCGGGCGCUUGGGUUCUUGACAGACGAUACGGUGUCCGGCGAGCAAGGAGGCGCCUUUGGGUUGGAGGCRGAGCAGGUCUGCRCCAUGUCGAACAGGGAUGGCACCGAAGGUGUUGGYGGUGGUGCUGCRGGCGCAGAGAGUGGYGGUGUUGCAGGCAGCACUGCUGCAAUGACGAAGUAUGUGCCUGCAGGAACGCGCCGACCACAUGGAGCCGUCGGUGCUGUCGCUGCAAAUCRUGCGAUUGCUCAGGCCACUAGCGAGGACAUGUUUGCUGCCAUCUGCAAAUACUCAGCACCCGAAGAGGUCAUGGUGUUUCCUUCCACAUGCGGAGCUUGUGCGGUCCCAUGUGAGACACGGAUGUUUGUCACUAACAUCCCUUACUUCAAGRAGGUCAUUGUCAUGGCAUCCACCUGUGAYGCAUGUGGUUACCGSAACUCCGAGUUGAAACCYGGUGGUGCCAUCCCAGAGAAGGGGAGAACAAUCACAGUGAGAAUAGAGGAUGAAGMAGACCUGAAGCGCGAUGUCAUAAAGUCCGACACAGCRGGUGUCCAGAUACCAGAAUUGGAAUUGGAACUGUCUCCAGGGACACUUGGCGGUCUUGUGACGACAGUCGAGGGGCUUUUGACACAGAUCAGUGAACGCUUGAAGAGUGUGCAUGGAUUUGGCUUYGGGGACAGCGCGCAGGAGUCACAGAAGCAGAGAUGGGUGGAUUUUGAUAGGAGGCUGCGCGAUCUUUUGACAUUAGCUAAGAUGCCAUGGACGUUGAUCCUUGACGAUCCACUUGCUAACUCGUUUAUAGCGCCUGUUACGGAUGUCAUGGCGGACGACAAGCGGCUGAAGAUCGAGGAAUUCGAAAGGACUUACGAACAGAAUGAGGAACUGGGGCUUACGGAGAUGGACACAAGCGUAGCAGAUGCUGCAUACCAUAGUAGCAAAGAGUAACUGGGAGUUUUGAUUUCCACCAAGAAUUUUGUUUCCUGUCUGGGAUUCUUUCAGCUGGCAAGAGUUGUGUGACCGCUAUGAUUAGGCUAG